AUGUUCCCCGUGAAAGGUAACGAACACGGGGACGGUGCAACAAGCAGUGCCGUUCAAGUUCUGCUCAAGAAAGGGAAGCGUGAAGCUGCCGCGUACAUUCAUUCGGAAUGUACGCGUGACAGAGAUACCAAUCCGCAGUUGAAGGAACUGCUCGACUUUCUGCUGGAUCCUUCGAAACCUCUGGAAGAUUGGGAACUGACAGAUUGGUGUCGUUGGUUGUUAGCUGCGGGGAAGAAUCCCGAUGAAUUUGCGAAAGAUGUUCGAAAAUUUGACUGUGCAACCACAUGUGGACUGGUUUGGACUGCAAAUUUUGUGGCUUAUCGAUGUCGGACUUGCUCUAUUUCGCCGUGCAUGUCCUUGUGUUCAGAAUGCUUUCGCAAAGGCAACCACGUUGGCCAUGAUUUCAAUAUGUUCAAAAGCCAAUCUGGCGGAGCUUGUGACUGUGGUGAUACAACGGUUAUGCGAGAAUCAGGCUUUUGCCAGCGACACGGGCCAAAUGCCCAAGGGCGACAAGUACCAUCUGCUCCUAAAGAUCUUCUGUGUGUAGCUGAGGCGAUGAUGCCUAGAAUAAUCUUGAGAUUAAUCCAGCAUCUCCGAGAACAAGUUGAAAUGGACGUGUACGAGAAAACAGCCAAGCAAUUCGACCUUAUGUUGGAAGCAGACAGUUACUUGGAUAUGCUGCAUAGUUUAAGCGAAAUGGGAACAGCCAUGAGGAAAGUGAUGACGUCGGUACUCACGAAUCCCUCGAUUUACACCAACCAGACAGAACUCACAUCGGGCGAUUCCAAGUAUCAGGAAUACAUGCGAAACUCUCAGAGGUUGUAUGAAGCAGCGCUCGACCAGAUGCCUCUUGCUACGUUUUCGGAUGAAGACUUACAGAGAAAUGAAUAUCCAUGGGUUCAACGGUAUAAGGAAGUGAUGCCGAAGCUGAAAAAGUUCGCCGGUUUUGAUGAGAAGUUGAAGCAUAGAACCUUCCUAGAAGAGUUGGUCUUCUGGACUGUGCGAUAUCAUUUCCCUCAGAAGCUAGUCUGUUUACUCCUGAACAUGCUUCCGGACCAGAACUACAAAGAAGCGUUCACGAGAGCGUUUGUCCUCCACUACAGCAGAAUUUCAAGACUUCUACGAGCUUCUCCAGCCGAUGAAACGCUUCGAAACCGAGUCGUUCAUGUUUCUGUGCAAUUGUACUCUAAUGAAGCUCUGACCCUAAAAAUGGCUGAUGAAAUGGGUCUGCUUCACAUCAUGGUGAUGUCUCUAAAUUCCAUGAUGAUGGGAUUGCUGUGUCCUGCGGUUGACCAGAGACGAUUGGCGUCAAGAUUCACGAUUGACGUGAUCGACGUGGUGAAUCGCCAUAAUGUCCUAAACUGCAAUGAAAUAGUGAUCAAAGAGCACUGUUACUGGCCUCUGGUUUCCGACCUCAACAGUAUUCUUUCUCAUCGUCCUGUUGGCCUGCGCUUUGUAGAUGAGAGCGAAAAUUUGCUUUAUUGGUGGUUCCUCUUCCUGUCAAUGUUCCAAGGAAUGAACGUGAACUACAGAGAACUUACCGAGCAUGUCGAAUAUGAGCCGAACACCUAUUUCGCCGCAUUCACUGCAGAGUUGGAUGCGAGUGCCACUCCUAUGUGGGCCCUUGCCGCCCACUUUGUGACGCCGAAUUCCCUAGACAUGACGAGAAACAUCUUGAAGCAUUGUCUAGAUGCCAUUAGGCAGUGGAUGGAGGAUACUGGAACAUCUGUGACGCAAAUGGUAUUGGAAGAUCAAGUUACCUUCCACCUUCCGUUGCACCGCUUUUUCGCCGUGUUCAUGGCUCAGGCUGUGCGAUAUCAGCAUGCGAGGCCUCAAGAAUUGAUGCCACCGGAAGACCUGUUGGAUCUUAUGAUUCUUCAUCCGUUGCGGAUCCAUGUAUCGUUCUAUGAAAUCUUCUGCGGGCUGUGGGUCCGUAAUGGUUUGCAAAUAAAAGGACAAGCGGACUCUUACAUACAGUGCCAUUAUUGCAACAGUCUGGUUGACCCGGAUUUGUACCUCAUGCAAUUGGGAGCCAUGGUUUUCGAUCCGGAUGAAUACGCUACGCGUAUUUUGCGAAACUUUCACUUGAUGGACUGGCUGAACGUGUUUCAAUCGAGGAAGGUUGACAAGUAUCCUGAUAAGGACCAACAGAUGGGGAUGGUCGAAAGCUGUUUGAUCUUCCUCGCCACUUUGGUCACGACGCGGACAAAUAUUGGCCUGUCGGAAAAGGAUUUACAGCGUCUUGAAAUCGUGACUUUGUUGUGUAUGGGCGAGAAAACUCAUUCCCAGCUUGUUGACCUGAUGCCGGAGAAAGGUGGAGGAGCGUGUCAGAAUCGAGAUUUUGAAGAAAUCUUGGACGAAGUUGCAUGCUACAAGGCACCUAAUUUCGAAAGUGGCAGUGGUCAAAUGCAGCAAGGAAUGUAUGCACCCAAGGCCGAGUCUUGGGAGGAGUUGUAUGAUCCGUUGUACGUGUUACUUCGCGCUGUGCAACGCAAAGAAUUCCAGACGUCGUUGGAUCGAUUGACGGCUCAGACAAAGCUGUCGGGAAAGUACAAAUGGAGUGGCUCGCCCUGGCCUCCGUUCAGGAUCCCAGCGCCACCGAAAUGGGGCUAUGAGAAUCCAGUUCGAAUCUUACAGUCGAGAAGCUUCCAAGCUGUACUCUUCGUCUUACUGUUUCGUGCCUUGGAGGAUCCUAGAGUCACCGACCACGUGAUGGCCUUAUCAAUUUACCUGCUUGACUUGGUCGUAUCAUUUUCUCCGCAAGUGGACGGAAGCAGUCUUGAGAUACCCGGGGAAACUCGUUCCCAACCUGACAUCGAGGUUCCAGACGGUGAUUACAAAGCAUGGUUUGAAGACGAUAAUCUUUCAAGAAAUCUUCGGACAAAUAUCAGUGCAAUUUAUCGCUACGUUGCGGUGUGCGUACCGUCUACGGAAGUGUUCGAAUCCCCAGAAACGCCCUCUACUGCUGAAGGCUUGGUCAUUGAUGUCGACGAUGAUUCCGACACCCAGGAAUUUUACGACGGAACAGUUGGAGAAGUCGUCGAAGUCCUGAGUCAGGAUAACGAUUCGGAUGAAGGCGCUGCUCGAGAGGAAUCCUCCACGUACAGCUCCGGUUCAUUCCACGCCGCGGAAGAAAUGGAAACCUCGGAGUAUCAACCGGAACCUGCCCAAUCCGUUUCUGCGCCUUCAAGUGCCGAAGGGGAAGGAUCCGAUUCUUGGGCAUUAGUUGAAACGCCUCCAGUGAAUUUCCGACAACUGCAGCUCCGCGCUGCUCGCAUUGUUGCGCAUCAUAGCAAUCGAGGUACUCUUGAAACUAUUCCGAGAUUAAUGCUAUUGGCUGGAAAUGAAAUUGGUCUGUCGGCGGACCCGUCACGGAAAUCCGUCAUCACGUACAAGAAGCAGUCGAUACCUUUUUCUAUUGGCAUUAUUCAACACUACGUAUCGGCUGGAAGAUCGAUGCCGUAUGAGGGCAUAAAAGCUAUCAGUGUCCGAAGUCCGGUGAACACACGAGUGUCCAUAAAUCCGUCGUACAGCAUCAUCUCCAUUUUACUCAAGUUACAUUCAAAACUGAGUGGCAAGCCAGAUUCUUAUGAACCGCCUACGUCAUUGGAAAUUCGACCUCCUGUGAAGCAUGACAAAGAUAGCGGACCUUUUAUUUCCGAUCCCGAAGGUCGCAUUGGAGAUGGGCCAUUCUUCAUCAAGAAGGUUCUUGACAAAAUCUGUCGCCUCGAUGUUAAAAACGUCGAGUAUAUCGAAAUGUUGCGGAGUAAAUUGUGGCCAAAGGCGAGUCGAGAAGAGCAACAAGAGCGAGCCCGUCAAGUCGACCGUGACGAACGCCGUCGUAAAGCGCGAGAACGUCAGCAGAAGUUGAUGGCCGAGUUCGCAUCCAAACAGCGACAAUUCAUGGAAAAAACUCGUGAAACUGAUGAAUCGAUGGAUACUGAAGAGGCGUGCGCCAGUAGCGAGCCGUCGACUCAUCGUGAUGUGGAGGCUGUGAUGAAGAAUUACGACUGUGGUAUCUGUGGGCAAUCUGCACCUAGUACAGAGGAGCGACCGAUGGCAUUGGUAGUCCUCAUCCAGCGCACCAGCGUAACAGGUCACCGUCAUCGAAAUACGGUCAAUCUGGAACUCCCGGUCACGGAGUCGGAAGAGAAAAUAUUUUCAAUUGCCGAUACUGUUUCGAAGAACUCUCUGGGUGCGCAGAUGCGGAAACGCGCCGAAAUGAUGACGAGAGAAUUCGAAGUUACGCGUCUAUUUGCCAUCAACGAAGGUUAUAUGAAUGGUGUUCACAUUCAAACCUGCGGCCAUUAUUUGCACAUAGACUGCCAAGAAGCGUAUUUGAAAUCUCUUACCGGUCAGCGUGGGAAUCUGAUCGAAUUCACUCACGGCGAGUUCAUCUGCCCUCUGUGUCGUCAGUUUGCAAAUAUGGUUCUUCCUAUAACUCCGAUGAGGUCCGGUGGAUUCCCAUUAGGUUCAUCACUUGGAGCGGGAGCUUCGCAAACGAGUGUCAUCAAUGCACUAUUCAAAUAUUACAAGGAAAUGAUCCCGGAGGUAUCGAAUGCAAGCUCUGCCUGGAGAGUAGCUGUCUCUAAGUUUUUGGAGCGUAUUCAAAUGCGUAAUCCAAAAAAGUUGGUUGGAAGCUAUUCUAAAGGAGAAUCGCCAGCGCCGCUGCCGUCGAUAUUAAGGACAAAUUUCGAAGCGGAGCUGAUCGCGAGAAACGGCAGUCUGGCGGGUAACCAGGACCCCUUCAAUCGUCGCUGUUGUUUCGUGCCACUUCUGGAUGCCAUCCGAUCAACGUGGGAGGAUUCGUUUGCAAAGGAAAUCGUUCAGAAUUUCACACCGUACACCAUCGGAAAUGGAGAUGAGAGCCCUUCGACGGCGUCGAAUGUUCCUGUUUUGCUGCAAGAUCCUGUGACAGUUCUGUUUGCGCAUCUUGUUGUGCCGCCGUUGAGUAACGACAUAGGAGCUUUCACGGCGUUCGUCAGGCUGCUGUAUGCUGUGGGUUAUGUGCAGAAUUUGACUGCUGCGAUAUGUCUAAUGACGGAACCGUGCAGGGCAAGAUUCGCUGCCUACGUUUUGGAAAACGCUGAUCGAGAUGGUGGUUCUAUGACGAAUCUCGCGAGUGUCGGAAGUUUGGUGAUAAAAACAAUCGGUACUUCGUACUUGCUGCCCAUUGACCAGACGCGCCAAGAGGAGGAAACGCGUCAUGAUUUGUCCUCUGUGGAUGCCGUGGACCGAGCAAUCCGUGCCGGAUUAGUUCACUUGCUUCGAUUGGCGAGUUUAUUGAGGUUCUACAUCUUCGAAGAUCCGCUUUUAUCCGCGUCUCAGGGGCACUUGAGUGGAAACAGCAACGAGUUUGACAAACUCUGCAAUUACCUACGUAUAAAUAUGCUGGACGGUACGAGGUCGGUGUUGAGUGGAGAUUGUGCGAGAAGAUUGCAUUGGCACGUGCAGAAUCCGGAAGGAGUCGUUGGCCGAUGGGUCGGCGAACUCGUGCAGAAGACAGACGUUAUUUGUCCUUUGACGAUCAGGCGGAUUCUCAUUCAGCAGCAGCUCAUUUGGGAGCAACCGAGACUGUUGCAACUUCCGCAUGAAUACGAUGCAAUUUUUAGAGUUUACCAUUCAAUGUCGUGCUUUAACUGCAAAUCAGUUCCGAAAGACCCUGCGAUUUGCUUGGUGUGUGGGACUUUAGUCUGCAUGAAGGACCAGUGUUGCAAAACGAAAGCCUUCGAAGCCGUCACGCAUUCGCUUGAUUGCGGUGCCGGUACCAGCAUGUUUUUGGCAGUGAACACGUCACUCAUCAUUGUGAUUCGUGGACGAAGAGCUUGUUUUUGGGGCUCUUGUUAUCUGGAUGCUUUUGGAGAAGAGGAUCGUGACUUGAAGCGUGGGAAACCGCUUUAUUUGUGCAAGGAACGUUACAAGCUCUUGGAGAAGCAAUGGAAGACUCAUAUGUUUGACCGCACCGCGAAACGCUGGCUUCCCCACAAGGACCAGUUGUAAAGACAAUUCGGACGUCGAUCUGAAUUCGUGCUCUGCUGGUUUUUCUAGUCAAAAUUGUUCAUUAUUUUUCCUUGAAUCAAACCACCAUGUCUGCAUUCGGUUUGUUUCUGCGCGUGAAGACGGAGAGAAAUCGUGCGUUUCAACUCUGGUUUUUCUGUGGAUUGACUAACGCGUAUGAUGCAAGUUUGCUGAAUUUUAAACAAGAGCCGUUUAGCAUACUGUGCAUUGGAGGUUUAUCUGAGCUUGUUGAAUGACUCGACGGUUUCUGGCACAACUUUCCAGAUAUGCAACGCUACGGAAUGAAAAUUAGGUAUUUCGUGCUUGUUUUUCUAAGGCUCAUGAAAACUUACUAAUUGAAACAUUAAAAAUGAGGUCUAGCAUACUGAGACCAUUUUCUUGUCCUGAGAUCUUUCGUCUAGCAUAAGUUGAUCCACGUUAAUGUGGGCUGUGAUUGACCUGAAGAAGUGGCUAGUGUGCUUUUUAAUUUGGUCUCGAAUGAGGAAUUGAAACAUUGUUUUUUUUUUUUGCUGUUGGAAUCUUUUUUUUUACAUUUGACCUCUGUGCUGGUACAUCGAGAUAAAUUUUCUUUCCUGGCUGAAAACUUGAAUACUCUUGAUCAUCCCGGAUCCAUGUUUCCUCUAUUCUUCUUACGCCUUUCUUCAAAGAAAUAUUCGCGCGUUCGUAAUUAAAGUGUAAGCGGGCCUGAUCAAUUUUCGCCUUCCGUUUUUUUAGGAGGUAGCUGUGUUGAAUUGAAUGCUUGAUUGUGUUGCGAUGUUGUCUCGGAUUUUUGGGAAAAUUGGUUUUUUGGGAUUUGGCUGAGACAUUUGACGUUUGCGAAUAAAUCUCUGCAUGAAAUAA
Messenger RNA from Notodromas monacha, 6858 nucleotides. The record is from the annotation of a GenBank genome assembly. Lineage: Eukaryota; Metazoa; Arthropoda; Ostracoda; Podocopida; Cyprididae.